Messenger RNA from Mixia osmundae IAM 14324, 1563 nucleotides. RefSeq lists its product as uncharacterized. The record is from RefSeq and is a predicted model, not a curated record. Lineage: Eukaryota; Fungi; Basidiomycota; Mixiomycetes; Mixiales; Mixiaceae. The coding region runs from base 1 to 1563 and encodes 520 amino acids. The transcript has 2 exons. Gene Ontology annotation, cellular component: pre-snoRNP complex; nucleus. Gene Ontology annotation, biological process: snoRNA localization; box C/D snoRNP assembly; maturation of LSU-rRNA from tricistronic rRNA transcript (SSU-rRNA, 5.8S rRNA, LSU-rRNA).
AUGAAGUCAAGCGAGCCAGCAGCGAAGCGACAACGAUUGGGGGACUGCCAAGUGUGCAGGAUCGAGACUGCUCGGUACACCUGUCCAGCUUGUGGCUGGAAGAGCUGUUCGGCUCACUGUACAAAGGAGCACAAGCAAGCACAAGAUUGCUCUGGCCAGCGAGAUAAGAUCGCCUAUGUGCCCGCGAAAGAGUACAGCUAUCGUCACUUCAUGGGCGACUAUGUCUACCUCGAGGACAUCGCUCGCAAAGCUGCUGAGUGGGGCUCAGAGAUCUCCAAACUGCCUCGACCGCGACAUACUGCCAUGGGGCGUGGCGACCAGCCAGGCACAGAGCGACGAAGAGGUCCCGUUCCGUUUGGCGUACCUACCUCGAGACGAGAAGAGGAGCUGCGAGUCAGAGCUUGCGGACAAGAGAUCGAUCUGCUCUUUCUGCCGACGGGCAUGCAUCGCAAGCAACUCAACCAGACUCAGUACAGGUCAAAGAAGCGGGACAUAAGCUGGACUUGCACAGUGACCUUCUUCGAAGCAACAAGCACCGGCAAGAACUCCAGCGCCAUCGCACUUCAUUCGAGCAGUUCGAACAGUACGCCCGCCCAACUGCUCAAGAAGCUCGUGUCGCUCAAGACGGGCGCGAACAUCUUGUCUGUUGCCGUCAGAGACCAUCUCAUCCGAUUGCUUGGCGAGGAUGCCGUGGAGGGCGGAAAGGGCAAAGGUCAUAUGAGACAGGGCUAUCUGUCGACCGUCGAGCAGCUCGACGAUCUCGUCUGUUUCAUACGGGUCCCUGUUCUGCCAAGUCGCAGUCAGGUCAGACGAGCGGAAGAGCAUCCUGAGCCCAAGCUGCCGCAAAUCAGAGCUCGUGACGAGCCCAAAGGACCUGUGAUCUCAUUGAUGCAAGGUCUACCCGCUGCGCCUUCCUUUUUGCCACAAAAGCCAGUCGAUAUCGUGCCGCCUGCACAGCCUGCGGUGGCAGAACCUGUCAAGCCACAGCCAUUGCCGACGACAGCGCCGUCGUCGAUGCUUGCUGCUGCGCUUGCACCCAUCACGAGAGGCAAUUUGCCUGCUAAGCCAGCAGUAGCACAACCCCAUUCUGCUCGGAUGAGCCUUCUCGCCCUUGCCAUGGCAGACGACGAGAUCUCAGAUUCCGACAGCUCGGACGAUACUGGAUCCGACACCUCUUCGGACGACUCUGAUGAUACACAGUCGAGAGCAGUACGCCAGAUCUGGCUCUUGCCCGUCAACGAGCCGCUCUCAACGUCGCUGCGCAAGACGAUGAUUGUCGAGUUCCCAGAGAUUUUCAUCUGUGCCCGAUCAGAGCUACAGGCCAAGCUACGCUCUGGUCAGCUCGUUCUAGCUGAUGCACACGAUCGCCAUACUCGGUCGAUCCAUCUCGAACGCUACCCGGCCCCCACGAACGGCACCAUGCGUCAAUGGGGCUCAAAGGAGAACCUCGACCCGAUAGAGGCUGCACCUUCGCCGCAAGAGGAGACAGAGCAAAUUCACGAGGAGGACGAACUGCCUGUGCCUGUGCCUCGCUAUGGUCUUGUUGACUACAAUAGCGAAUGA